This is a messenger RNA of Globicephala melas (long-finned pilot whale), 2807 nucleotides long. RefSeq names its product neuronal guanine nucleotide exchange factor (gene NGEF). The record is from RefSeq and is a predicted model, not a curated record. Lineage: Eukaryota; Metazoa; Chordata; Mammalia; Artiodactyla; Delphinidae. Gene Ontology annotation, molecular function: protein binding; guanyl-nucleotide exchange factor activity. Gene Ontology annotation, biological process: activation of GTPase activity.
CUGCUGGAGCUCUUGGCAGCGGCGGCGGCGGCAGCGGCAGCUCCGGCUCCAGCUAAGCGCGCUGCGACCCUGCUCCGGAGCCCGAUCGUCGCCCCCCGCCCGGCUCCGGGCCCCCAGCGCGGUCCCCGACCCGGCCCCAGAGCCUGGCUGGCUGCCGGCCCCCAUGGAGCUGCUGGCCGCAGCCUUCAGCGCCGCCUGCGCCGUGGACCACGACAGCUCCACCUCGGAGAGCGACGCGCGCGACUCAGCGGCGGGACACCUCCCUGGCAGCGAGUCGUCCUCCACCCUGGGAAAUGAGGCCACACCCGAGGAGUGCCCGGCCCUCGACAGCCCCACCACGCUCACCGAGGCCCUGCAGAUGAUCCACCCCAUUCCCUCCGACUCCUGGAGGAACCUCAUCGAACAAAUAGGGCUCCUGUAUCAGGAAUACCGAGAUAAAUCAACUCUCCAGGAAAUUGAAACCAGGAGGCAACAGGACGCAGAAAUCCAAGACAAUGCUGAUGGGUCCCCGGCCAGUGCGGAGACCCCGGAGGAGGAUGAAGGGGAAGAGGAGGAGCCUGCAAGCCCACCGGAGAGGAAGGCUGUGCCCCAGAUAUGCCUGCUCAGUAACCCGCACUCGAGAUUCAACCUCUGGCAGGAUCUCCCGGAGAUUCGGAGCAGUGGGGUGCUGGACAUCCUCCAGCCGGAGGAGAUCAGGCUGCAGGAGGCCAUGUUUGAGCUGGUGACUUCCGAGGCCUCCUACUACAAAAGCCUGAACCUGCUCGUGUCCCACUUCAUGGAGAACGAGCGCCUGAAGAAGAUCCUGCACCCGUCCGAGGCACACAUCCUCUUCUCCAACGUGCUGGACGUCAUGGCCGUCAGUGAGCGGUUUCUCUUGGAGCUGGAGCGCAGGAUGGAGGAGAACAUCGUCAUCUCAGACGUGUGCGACAUCGUGUACCUCUACGCCGCCGACCACUUCUCCGUCUACAUCACCUACGUCAGCAACCAGACCUACCAGGAGAGGACCUACAAGCAGCUGCUCCAGGAGAAGGCAGCCUUUCGGGAGCUGAUCACGCAGCUGGAGCUGGACCCCAAGUGCAGGGGGCUGCCCCUCUCCUCCUUCCUCAUCCUGCCUUUCCAGAGGAUCACGCGCCUCAAGCUUUUGGUCCAGAACAUCCUGAAGAGGGUGGAAGAGAGGUCUGAGCGGGAAGGCACUGCCUUGGGUGCGCACAAGGAACUGGAGCUGGUGGUAAAAGCAUGCAACGAGGGCGUCAGGAAAAUGAGCCGCACGGAGCAAAUGAUUAGCAUUCAGAAGAAGAUGGAGUUUAAGAUCAAGUCGGUGCCCAUCAUCUCCCACUCCCGCUGGCUGCUGAAGCAGGGCGAGCUGCAGCAGAUGUCAGGCCCCAAGACAUCCCGGACCCUGCGGACCAAGAAGCUCUUCCGGGAAAUUUACCUCUUCCUCUUCAACGACCUGCUGGUGAUCUGCCGGCAGAUUCCGGGAGACAAGUACCAGGUUUUUGACUCCGCCCCGCGGGGCCUGCUGCGAGUGGAGGAGCUGGAGGACCAGGGCCAGACGCUGGCCAACGUCUUCAUCCUGCGGCUGCUGGAGAAUGCGGAUGACCGGGAGGCCACCUACAUGCUGAAGGCGUCCUCUCAGAGCGAGAUGAAGCGUUGGAUGACCUCGCUGGCCCCCAACCGAAGAACCAAGUUUGUUUCCUUCACGUCCCGGCUGCUGGACUGCCCCCAGGUCCAAUGUGUGCACCCGUACAUGGCCCAGCAGCCGGACGAGCUGACACUGGAUCUGGCCGACAUCCUCAACAUCCUGGACAAGACAGAGGAUGGGUGGAUCUUUGGCGAGCGUCUGCAUGACCAGGAGAGAGGCUGGUUCCCCAGCAGCAUGACUGAGGAGAUCUUGAAUCCGAAGAUUCGGUCCCAGAACCUCAAGGAGUGUUUCCGUGUCCACAAGAUGGAUGACCCUCAGCGCAGCCAGAAUAAGGACCGCAGGAAGCUGGGCAGCCGAAAUCGGCAGUGACCCCUGACCCCGGCCUGGCCAAGGGAUGUGGGUGGGCGGGAGCAGGUCGUGGCGGGCAGCCCCCAGCGGACAGCAGAGGGGCUCAGUGGGAAGGGCGGACGCUGCCGCAGGCAGCAGGGUGUGACCCGGGGUGCCUUGGCAGGAGUCGCCCCCACCCCUCACCCCUGCUACGUGGUUAGUGCUCAUGUGUCUUGGCCCCUUGCUCACAAACUGCAGAAAAGGGGCCCACGUCUCUCCUCUGCUGCAUUUGUAAACGAAAAAGUGUAUUUAAAACAGUGUUACACCACCUCUUCUUCUUGUCUCUUGGGAGGGGCAGACAGAGGACGGGCAUGCUCCAGGGCCCUUCCCAGGCACUGAGAGGCCCCAGACCCAGGGUGUCCCUGGCCAAGGGCAGGUGCAAAGGUGACGAUGUUAUGACCCCUGCACGUGUCCUCUCCCCUGGAAGCUGAUAGAAUCGGCCAGGUGCACAGAUGGACCACCCUUGCCUGAUGAGCUUGACGAGUGUCCUUUGGUCUCUGACUCAAAGGACUGAGAGCCCAACCGCCUCUGUCCACCUCCGCCCCAAGCCUCCGCCAGUCUCUGGCUGCACGGCCAGGCUUGCCUCACGGCCACCGGAGCUUGGCUGAGGGCCCACGCCGCCUUUGGCUCCCUGAUGGGCUGGAUGUAACUCGUAUCUUCUGGCCCCUUGCGGAGCCCAGGUGUUAUAAAGAAAUGGUCACUGCAUCCUGUAUGGGUUAUGGUUCCGAGAAAAGCAAAUGGCAUUUCUGGCUGCAUUAAAAGAAGCAUCAUGUAUAAA